Messenger RNA from Rubroshorea leprosula, 2617 nucleotides. The record is from the annotation of a GenBank genome assembly. Lineage: Eukaryota; Viridiplantae; Streptophyta; Magnoliopsida; Malvales; Dipterocarpaceae.
AACUUAUGCCCUAAAGUCUCAAUCUAUAUAAACCUUCGUUGAAAAAUGGAUAUUGAACAAGAAAUCAAAAGAAAUGACGAGAAAGAGAGUGUGAAGCGCUAUACUGAAGAUUUUUACAGUAGCAGAACUGAAGCACUCCAGAAUUGGUUGGAGAUCACAUCAAAUUUCAUUCAGAGAGCACACUAUUUGCUAGAAGAUGUUGGGAAACGUGGGAAGUCUCUUUUCCAACUUAGAAAGAAGGCGGAGCAGAUAUGCAAGGAUAUUGCUGCACAUGUUCAAGAAGCUCGUGGAUUCUCCGACAUCCCACUUUCCUAUCGACAAGAGAAAGUGGCUGCUGAUCGUUUUGAGGACUUUGAAUCGAGAAGUGGUGUUUUGAAGGACAUCAUGGAGGCACUACGAAGUCCUGGCAUCAACAAGAUAGGAGUGCACGGGAAGCCUGGUAUGGGGAAGACAAUGAUGGUUAGAGAAGUUAAAAGAAGAGCUGAGCAAGAAAGAUUGUUUGAUGCAGUUCUAAUGGCAACUGUGGGUAGGAAUCCAGACUUACCAAGAAUUCAAGAUGAAAUUGCACGUGUUUCUAAUGAAGAGACAGGGCUGAUAGAAAAGAAGGUCCUCGUGAUUUUGGACGACUUAUGGAAGCCAGAAUUAUCUUUGGAGUUGCUUGGAAUAAAUGGGAAGGAAGAAGACAAUGUUGUAUCUUACAAACUUCUGCUGACCUCUAGAGAUAGAGAUGUUGUAUCUCAUAUAUCGGAAACACAAAUUGAAAUUGGCAGCUUAGCUUGGGGAGACGAAUGGAACCUAUUUAAGAAGAUAGCUGAUGAUCCAGAUAAAAGUCGUGGUUUGCCGUUUUAUGCAAAUGAGAUUACCAAGAAGUGUGAGGGCUUGCCCAUUGCUGUUGCAACACUCGCAAAUGCCUUGAGAAGAAGGAAUCUGAUUGAGUGGAAGACUACUUUACGAAAGCUACAAAGCCCGCCCUUUGAUCAGCUGAAUUCAAGUCAGAUACCACAAAGCCUGUAUUCAGCUAUCAAGUUGCAUUACAGUGGUUUGAAAAGCAACGAACUCCAUCAAAUUUUCUUGCUUUGCAGUCUACUGGGUCAGAAUGCAACCAUUCAAAACUUGUUGAAAUAUGGCAUAGGCUUGGGCUUAUUCCCAGGAGUCAAAUCUCUAGAGGAAGCACGAGCUCAAGUGCUAAAUUUGGUGACUAAACUCAAAGAUUCUUCUUUGUUGCUGGAUAGUGGUAGCAGUUUGAACUUCGAUAUGCACGAUCUUGUUCGAGAUUUUGCCACAUCGACUGUCUCUAAGGAGUAUGGCGUGUUGGCUUUAACAGAAGACGCACCAAUCAACUGGUCACACAUGGAGGCGAUGGAGAGCAUCAAAUGGAUUUAUUUAUCAAAUGGGGACACCAGUCAGCUUCCAGAUGAGUUGAAAUGUCCGAAACUUACUUUCUUUCAUUUGUCUGAAAAGAGUCCUUCUCUAGUAAGUCCACCAAACUUGUUUAGGGAUAAGGAAGGACUCAAAGUCUUGAGUUUGUCGAAAAUGAAUUUUUUGUCAAUCCCUUCCUUAAUUUCCCCCCCAAAAAACCUUCGUACUUUGUGUCUGGAUCAAGUUGAGUUAGGAGCCGCAAACAUAGGCACAAUGAUGGGAGAGCUGGAGAAUUUGCAACAACUACAAGAAAUUAGAGUGAAACACUGCAGUGACAUGGAAGAGAUUAUUGAUGACAAAGAGCAAGAGAGUGGGAAUAGUGCUGAAGAACGUGAAGGACAUAUUGUGGAAUUAAUUACUCUGCGAUCCUUGAAGUUACAACGUCUACCAAAGCUGAUUAGCUUCAACAGUAGUUGCAGGAACAUGGCUUUUUUCAAUGAAAAGGUUGUGUUUUCAAACUUAGAGGAAUUGCAAUUGUUCUCAAUUAUGGUUGAUAAUACCAUAUGGUACGAUUCAAUGACAUCUUGUAUUGAGAAACUGACAAAGUUGAUCAUUCAUGGCUGUGACAAUUUGGAAUACCUAUUCCCAUCUUCCAUAGCAACAGGAUUGUUGAAGCUUAGACACCUGCAAGUAAAGAAAUGCCAAAGGAUGAGAGAGAUUAUUGUGGCUAAUGGUGAUGAAGAAAAAGAAAUUUUGAUUUUUCCUCAAUUGACUUUUCUGGUGAUAGAGGACCUUCAAAACCUUGUUUGUUUCUGCGCAGGAAAUUAUACUGUAGAAUUCUCAUCCUUAAAACAACUACAAAUAUUGAACUGCAUAAAUUUUGAGGAAUUCAUUAAAUAUUUUACAAGUACAAAUGUCACAUACGACACACCAUCACUCUUGAAGGAAAAGGUUGUGCUUUCAAACUUAGAGGAACUGUGGUUGUUCUCAAUUAUGGUUGAUAAUACCAUAUGGUACAAUUCAAUGACAUCUUGUAUCAAGAAACUGACAAAGUUGAUCAUUCAUGGCUGUGACAAUUUGGAAUACCUAUUCUCAUCUUCUAUGGCAGCAGAUUUGUUGAAGCUUAGACACCUUCAAACCCUCAAAACCUUGUCAGCUUCUAUGCAGGAAAUUAUAUUGUGGAAUGCUCAUCUUUAAAACAAUUACGAAUAUUGAACUGCAUAAAGUUUGAGAGAUUCAUUAAAUUUUUUGCAAGUAC